GAGCGGGGGGCCCCCAUGUUGCUAGGGGGGAAAGUUCCUCCCUUCCGCCUCCAGGGAGCCAAUCAGGAGGCGGAGAGGGGCGCGGUGGGCGUGGCGGAGGCGCUCCCACGUGACCCUUUCAAACGCGUUCCCUUUGUCUGGGCCGGGAGAGGGACUCCGGGGCGGCGGACGCGAAGGAAGCGCUUCGGCGUGGCCAUGGCUUCGCUCUGGUCCGGCCACGAGCGGCUCCGGAUCGGGGAGCGGCUCCAGGCCAGCCUGGCCGGGAUCCUGGAGCUGGACCUGCUCCGGGAGAGGCAGAGGGACGCCGUGGAGGGCGCCCUCACGGAGGGAGACGCACCGCAACAGGAAGAAGACAGGAACGGAUUGCCGGUGGUCGCUGCCAAAAUGGACUGGACCAAAUCGGAAGACUCGUUUGGCACAUCGGAACACUCCGAGACGAAUCUUGGGGCCGGACGUGCUGAUGCCGUGGACAAAGCGUGCCUUGGGAUGAAAAUCGUCACAGAGCAGCUCCUCCUGCCCCGCAAGAAAACCGGAAUCAAUGGAGACAAUGCCCAGGAGAUGGCGGAGGUGGAUUCUAGGCCAAGCUCAGGGUUCUACGACACCAGCGAAAUGGGCUCCCUGUCGGAUUCCUGCGCUUCCAUGCACAGCGAUGGGCCUUCGGGGUUGCCCUGCGGCUCUGGCUCCAUUACUCACCUGCCGGGAUUCAGAGAGAACGGUUUUGCCCGUCCGCACUCAACAGACGAAGCCGCCGUCCGCCUCCUGGACCUCCAAAUUCAGCACCUCACCUUGGCAGCGAACCUUCCCGAUGCCAUCAACAGGAGACCAGUAUCAACAGGAGACCUUGAGUUCCUCUUGGGCCUGGGAGACUUGUCCCUCUCGUUUCCAAAGAACCCGUGCCUCCAGUUGCUGCAGUACAAGGCCGACCUCGUGUCCCGCAACACCAGCGAAGUCUACCACUACCCGAGCCCGUUGCAUGCGGUGGCCCUGCAGAGCCCACUCUUCACCAGCAGCCUCUCCCAGAGCUCAUCCCAGGAAGAUUUUGACGAGCCCCCCCUGGAAGCUAUCCUGGACGAGCCCCCAAAAGGAGUGGGCUCCCGCUCCCAAGAACAGCGGACAGUGCAGCUGGAUCAGUAUAUUGCCAAGCUGGUGCUGCGCUAUAAGUGCCGUUCCAUCGCCAGCAGGACGGACAGCGGAUCUCUAGCGGCGUAUCAGAAGAGCCUGUCCAUGUCGUCCGUCUGCAGUUCUGUGCUUGGCGCUGUCCAGCUCCUCGCCCCGGUCCCGGGGUGGAAGAUCCGGCGACACAUCUCCACCCGUUCCCAUUUACGCUCGCAGGAUCCUCAUGUUGUGGACUUCUCUGUCUCCACCCGAUCCAACGUCACGAACCUUGUGAAGGCAAACGAACCGUCGGUGCUGUCUCUCCCCGACCCUCUCCCGUGGUGCCCGGAGCCUACUUUUGUCCCGUACCCGGUGGGUUCGGAGAGAGGACUUCCGCACUGGACUCCCUCCAGAAAGGCGUCCUCCUUGCCGCAGGAGAAGCUCUACCGAGGCAAACAUAUGUCCCGGGAGUUGGUGAAAAGGCCCGAGAGGCAGGAGAAGACGUCCGAGAGGAGUUGGCCGAGUCCGCGGGAGUUGCUGAACCGCCUGAGCCUCCGUCGCCGGCUUUCCCCUCACGCCGGGAACCUGGCCUGCGCCAGCUCGGAAAUGAACGUCAACGCCACGCGUCACGCGUCCAGCAAGGGCAAACCCGUCAAGCCCAAAUGGACCUCCGUCAUGGAGAUUUCCAGUCGGACUCCGCCUCGGCCACAGCUCUUCCGCCCGCCUCCAAUGCUGGCCCACCACCUCGCCUUCUCCUCCGACUCUCCCAACUCGUUUUGCUUCUUGGAGGGCUUUGAGCGGUCGCUUACUGCCACCACCAGCAGCUCCAGCCUGGCCAAGGUUGAAGCCACAAGUGCCAUCAACCUGAAUGGAGACUGGAUUCUCCAGCAGCUUGGGGACGGGUGGCCCCACACCGCGGACUCCACCGACGUGCCGGUCCGCAGAGUCAAGCUCCACCGCAGCCGCUCCUUUAAGGAGUUCAAGAAGGCCAUGUCACGCUCACUCAGGGGUUCCAGGGCCACCAAGUAAUUCCCUAAACCAGUGGCUCCCAACCUUCCUAAUGCUGUGACCCCUUGAUACAGUUCCUUGUGUUGUGGUGACCCCCAACCAUAAAAUUAUUUUACGGUUUUUCAGUCUAACAGCUGAGUUACCUGUGUGCCAUUACACCAGUGGUUCUCAACCUUCCUAAUGCUGCGACCCCUUGAUACAGUUCCUCAUGUUGUGGUGACCCCCAACCAUAAAAUUAUUUUACGGUUUUUCAGUCUAACAGCUGAGUUACCUGUGUGCCAUUACACCAGUGGUUCUCAACCUUCCUAAUGCCGCAACCCCUUGAUACAGUUCCUCAUGUUGUGGUGACCCCCCAACCAUAAAAUUAUUUUAUGGUUUCUCAGUCUAACAGCUGAGUUACCUGUGUGCCAUUACAUCAGUGGUUCUCAACCUUCCUCAUGCCGCAACUCCUUAAUACGGUUCCUCAUGUUGUGAUGACCCCCAAUCAUAAAAUUAUUUUACGUUUUUUCAGUCUAACAGCUGAGUUACCUGUGUGCCAUUACAUCAGUGGUUCUCAACCUUCCUCAUGCCACGACCCCUUAAUACGGUUCCUCAUGUCGUAGUGAAUCCCAACCCUAACAUUUUCGUUGCGACUUCAUAACUCUCAUUUUGCUACUAUUAUGAAUUGUAAUAUCUGAUAUGCAGGAUGUAUUUUCAUUCACUGGAUCCAAUUUAGCACAAAUACGCCCAAAUUUGAAUACUGGCGGGGUUGGGAGGGAAUGGAUUGUGUCACCUGGGAGUUGUCGUUGCUGGGAUUUAUAGUUCUCCUACACUCAAAGAACAUUCUGACCUCCACCAGCGAUGGAACUGAACCAAACUUGGCACACGGAAGUCCCAUGACCAACAGGAAAUACUGGAAGGGUUCGGUGGGACCUUGAGUUUGGGAGUUGUAGUUCAUCUACAUCCAGAGAGCACUGCGGACUCAAACAAUGAUGGAUCUGGACCAAACUUGGCACCAAUGCUCAAUAGGCCCAAAUGUGAACACUGGUGGAGUUUGGGGAAAAUAGACCUUGACAUUUGGGAUUUGUAUUUCACAUAUAUGGUAAAUCAUUCUGUGUUGUCACAUGAACUGAAGUCUUGGGAUAACUAGUAGUUUUGAACCAAAAUAGUGACGCUGAGCUCUGAUGCUCUUGGGAUAUUUUAAUUUGUGGAGGCAAGUUCUCAGAGGAACAGCGAGACCAUGGAAUACCUUUGUUUUCUAAUAAAGAUCUCUUCUGGCA
Anolis carolinensis (green anole) is the source of this 3362-nucleotide messenger RNA. RefSeq lists its product as uncharacterized. Gene Ontology annotation, cellular component: cytoplasm. The transcript has 4 exons. Lineage: Eukaryota; Metazoa; Chordata; Lepidosauria; Squamata; Anolidae. Bases 16 to 2124 code for a protein of 702 amino acids. Gene Ontology annotation, biological process: negative regulation of nodal signaling pathway. The record is from RefSeq and is a predicted model, not a curated record.